GGGAGGAGGGUGAGAGACAGGGAGAGUGAGAGACAGCUCACCUGCAGCCCUGACAUGGUACACGCUCAGAGACAUCCUGACCCAACAGCUUUAACCAUCUAAUGACCUCUGGGGAAGCAGAGACCCGGGAGGGGGCCCCCUGUGGCUGGAAUGGUGUUCUGGCUUCCCCCAGUAUGGAGGAACAUUUCUAUCCAUUCCUGAUAGAGAGAAGACCUUCAUACCUGGGAGAGGAUGAGGAGGAUCAGAGGGAGGAGAACCUCAGCCUGGUCCUGGAGAGUAAGGAAAAGGACUUGCUUCUGGCAGCAGAGCUGGGAAAGGCUCUGCUGGAGAGAAAUGAUUAUCUGGUGAAGGAAAGAGAAGCACUGGAGGAGGAACUCAGAGAGACGCGAGAGCACAUGGAGCAGGAGAAGCACGCCUUGCGUCUGAAAAUGGAGGCACGGGAGAGCGAAUGGAAAGCGCAGAUUACAGACCUGGAGAGUGACCUGGCUGAGGCCAGGCAUCAGAUGAGACAGCUGAUGUCAGAGCACAAAGAGUGCGGACGGGAGACAGCCUGCGCUGUGCAUGAGCUGUCGGAACAGAACCAGCGUCUGCUGGAGCAGAUCACACAGGCUUCUCACACUGAGCAGUCUCUCACUCUGCACUUACAGUCUCUGACAGAAGAGAACCGGGAACUAACAUUAAAUCGAGGACAAUUCGCCCCAUGUCUGCAGAGUCUAAAAAGUGAGAACGCUCUCCUGCUGGAGAAAAAGAGAGACAUGGAGUCUCAGAUUAAAAAGCUCAGAGAGGAAAGUGAGAAUGCCCACAAUAUAGAGUUGUCUCUGAAAGAGACACUCUUCAAUCUGGACAUCCAGAAGCGUGAGACCGAAGCCAGGUUGCAGGAAGUCCUGUUGGAAGCGCAGAGUCUGAGAGACAGCCAGCGAUUGCUGCAGAUACACGUGAGAGAGUUGCAGGAUGAGCUGCAGAUGAGAGACAGCCACUACACUCUACAAGGCAGUCCCUAUUCCCUGCACUCUGAGAUGCAAGAGACCAUGGCGGGCUGGGAAGAUGAGCAGAGAGGAGCCUCAUUACACCCCUCCGCCCUGUCUGCUGAGCACACGCCCACUAUUCCCGGCGCUGGUCACCUGUCAGCGUAUCUGACCGCGAGAGAGGGGGAUCUGAUCCAGGAGAAGGAGGCGGAGAUCGGGAAACUGCAGGACCAGGUGACCCUCCAGUAUUUAGAGAUAAACUCUCUGCGAGAGGAGCUGCAGAGGCUGCGUGACUUAUCACAGCAGAGUGACCGUGACAGCGCCCUACAACAAGCUGUGUGUGACCGCGACGAGGCCAUUAAGAAGAAAGGAGAGCUGGAGCUGGAGUUGGCAAAGUGUCGCUUGGAGAAAGAUUCCAUGAGUCGGCAACUACUAAGCGCAGUUGAACAGAAAGUGUCACUGAGCCAGGAGCUGGAGGCAUGGCAGGAUGACAUGCAGAUUGUUAUCAAUCAGCAGCUGAAGUCACAGAAAGAUCAGGAGACCCAGAGAUCCUCGGACUCAGCUCCAUCCACCCCCAGCAGAAGAGAGAGCACUAGACGAGGGCGAGACGGUGGGAUCCUCUCCUUCUUCAAGAGGAUCUGAUAGGACAUACAUGAAACACCCUGUGGGACUGAUACAUGGGGAGUACUGCGCCAGGUGGCAUGGCGUCGUGGAAUAUGCGCUGCACAUGCCUAGAACAGCGGACACAUACCCACGCUGAUUUGUGGGAUUGCCACUUACACCUGUCUGACAUGGCGGAAUGGUGGCGUUCUGAUCUAGGCCUGGUACAGUAGCGUAUGAGGCAUUUAUAUUUCGCUGUUAUUCCUGAGGAUGAUGGUGAUGACAUAUUCGGCCCUAGGGAACCACUUGUGAUUGGCUGUUUGAGAAGGAUCCGCUAACACUGAUUGGUGCGUUCUCUGUCACUAUGGCAUAUGUUAUGCCCGCGUGAGGCGGAGCACAGAUUCUGACGCAGUGUAAUUCUUCCCUGAUAGCGACAUAUAAGUACUGUGGGCACAAUAUGUCCCUGGCAUAGAGUGGACGCAUUUACUGUUGUUCCGGCAGUCCUCUGUCUUGCUGCUGUGGAACCCCAUGAUGUCUACCUCUCUCACAGGUAUAAAGGUGUACACAAUGGGUGACAGGGACAGCCCACAGCAACGCCCAAUGGGUGAUAGGAACAGACUCCCCAGCCCACAGCAACGCCCAAUGGAUGAGAGGAAUAGACUCCCCAGCCCACAGUAUUGCCCAAUGGGUGACAGGGACAGCCCACAGCAAUGCCCAAUGGGUGACAUUAAUAGACUCACAGCCCACAGCAAUGCCCAAUGGGUGACAGGAAUAGACUCCGCAGCCCACAGCAACGCCCAAUGGGUGACAUUAAUAGACUCCCUAGCCCACAGCAACGCCCAAUGGGUGACAGGGACAGCCCACAGCAACGCCCAAUGGGUGACAUUAAUAGACUCACAGCCCACAGCAAUGCCCAAUGGGUGACAGGAAUAGACUCCGCAGCCCACAGCAUCGCCCAAUGGGUGACAGGGACAGCCCACAGCAACGCCCAAUGGGUGACAGGAAUAGACUCCGCAGCCCACAGCAUCGCCCAAUGGGUGACAGGGACAGCCCACAGCAACACCCAAUGGGUGACAGGAAUAGACUCCGCAGCCCACAGCAUCGCCCAAUGGGUGACAGGGACAGCCCACAGCAACGCCCAAUGGGUGACAGGAAUAGACUCCCCAGCCCACAGCAAUGCCCAAUGGGUGCCAUUAAUAGACUCCCCAGCCCACAGCAACGCCCAAUGGGUGACAGGAAUAGACUCCCCAGCCCACAGCAGCGCUCAAUGGGUGACAGGAAUUGACUUCCCAGACCACAGUGACACCCAGUGGGUGACAGGAAUAGACUCCCCAGCCAACAGUGGCAGCCAGCGGAUGAGAAGGAUAGAUUCCCCAGCCCACAGCAACGCCCAAUGGGUGACAGGAAUAGACUCCCCAGCCCACAGCAGCGCUCAAUGGGUGACAGGAAUAGACUUCCCAGACCACAGUGACACCCAGUUGGUGACAAGAAUAGACUCCCCAGCCAACAGUGGCAGCCAGUGAAUGAGAAGGAUAGACUCCCCAGCCCACAGCAACGCCCAAUGGGUGACAGGAAUAGACUCCCCAGCCUACAGCAAUGCCCAAUGGGUGACAGGAAUAGACUCCUCAGCCCACAGUGACACCCAAUGGGUGACAGGACUAGACUCCCCAGACCACAGCGACACCCAAUGGGUGACAGGGAUAGACUCCUCAGCCCACAGCAACGCCCAAUGGGUGAGAAGGAUAGACUCCCCAGCCUACAGUGACACCCAAUGGGUGAGGAUAGACUCCCCAGCCCACAGCAUCGCCCAAUGGGUGACAGGUAUAGACUCUUCAUCCCACAGUGACAUCCAAUGGGUGACAGGGAUAGACUCCCCAGCCAACAGUGACACCCAAUGGGUGACAGGGAUAGACUCCCCAGCCCACAGCAUCGCCCAAUGGGUGACAGGUAUAGACUCUUCAUCCCACAGCGACACCCAAUGGGUGACAGGAAUAGACUCCUCAGCCCACAGCAACGCCCAAUGGGUGAGGAUAGACUCCCCAGCCUACAGUGACACCCAGUGGGUGACAAGAAUAGACUCCCCAGCCAACAGUGGCAGCCAGUGAAUGAGAAGGAUAGACUCCCCAGCCCACAGCAACGCCCAAUGGGUGACAGGAAUAGACUCCCCAGCCUACAGCAAUGCCCAAUGGGUGACAGGAAUAGACUCCUCAGCCCACAGUGACACCCAAUGGGUGACAGGACUAGACUCCCCAGACCACAGCGACACCCAAUGGGUGACAGGGAUAGACUCCUCAGCCCACAGCAACGCCCAAUGGGUGAGAAGGAUAGACUCCCCAGCCUACAGUGACACCCAAUGGGUGAGGAUAGACUCCCCAGCCCACAGCAUCGCCCAAUGGGUGACAGGUAUAGACUCUUCAUCCCACAGUGACAUCCAAUGGGUGACAGGGAUAGACUCCCCAGCCAACAGUGACACCCAAUGGGUGACAGGGAUAGACUCCCCAGCCCACAGCAUCGCCCAAUGGGUGACAGGUAUAGACUCUUCAUCCCACAGCGACACCCAAUGGGUGACAGGAAUAGACUCCUCAGCCCACAGCAACGCCCAAUGGGUGAGGAUAGACUCCCCAGCCUACAGUGACACCCAAUGGGUGAGAAGGAUAGACUCCCCAGCCCACAGCAUCACCCAAUGGGUGACAGGUAUAGACUCUUCAUCCCACAGUGACACCCAAUGGGUGACAGGGAUAGACUCCUCAUCCCACAGUGACACCCUAUGGGUGAGAAGGAUAGACUCCCCCGCCCACAGUGACACCCAAUGGGUGACAGGUAUAGACUCCCCAGCCGACAGUGACACCCAAUGAGUGACAGGGAUAGACUCCCCAGCCCACAGUGACACCCCAUGAGUCAGGAGAAUACACUCUGCAGCCCACAGUGACACCCAAUGGGUGACAGGAAUAGACUCCCCAGUCCACAGUGACAAUGGGUGAUGCAAGUAACAUAGUAUCUAAGGUUGAAAAAAGACAAUUGUCUAUCGAGUUCAACCUAUUUGUGGUCUCCUAUGCAGGAUUAUUUUGUAUAAAAUUUUGACUGAAGUUGCUGACUGCCGUUCCGAUUAAACCCUCUUUUUUAUAAUAACCAUAGUGCGUGACUAUACCCCGUAACCCUGGAUAUCCUUAUCCAUUAGGAAUUUAUCUAACCCAUUCUUAAAGGUGUUGACAGAUUCCGCCAUUACAACUCCCUCGGGCAGGGAAUUCCAAACACGUAUUGUCCUUACCGUAAAAAAGCCUUUACGCCGUAUUGUGCGGAAUCUCCUCUCCCCUAACCUGAGCGAGUGUCCACGAGUUCUCUGUGUUGAUCUAACCAAAAACAAGUCCUGCGCAAGAUCUGUAUAUUGUCCCCUUAUAUAUUUGUAGAUGUUGAUCAUGUCCCCUCUUAAUCUCCUCUUUUCCAGUGUAAACAUGCCCAGCCUUACAAGCCUUUCCUCGUAUUCCAGCGUCUCCAUGCCCUUAAUCAGUUUGGUCGCCCGUCUCUGAACCUUUUCUAGCUCCAGGAUAUCCUUUUUGUAGUAUGGUGCCCAAAAUUGUGCACAGUAUUCAAGAUGAGGCCUCACUAGUGAUUUAUAUAAUGGGAGUAUAACACUCUCGUCCCUUGCAUCAAUUCCCCGUUUUAUGCAUGCUAAUAUCUUAUUAGCCUUCUUUGCUGCAGUCCUACUUUGGGUCUACACAAGGCUCCAAAAUCUCUUUACUCAAUUAGACCCAGUGGGAGAACAAAUCACACAAUAGUCUAUAUUUACCUCAUAUACAGUACCCAUGUGUUAUAGCCACUCUCUGUCACCCCGCAGUGGGAGGGGCUGAUCCAUGUGUCAUAGCCAGUCUCUGCCUGUUAGCCAGCAGGGCGGCUUCCAUAUCACCCCUCUGUCUGUGUCACCCAGCAGUAGGAGCGGCAGCUUCCUAGUUUCAUCACUAUUCUGUGUUACCCUGCAGGAGGCGGAGCAGGCUCCACCUCUGCAGGGGUGGGGCUAGGGUUACCACCUCAUCCCUUUAAUUCUGGACACAUUAAUUACACAGGUUCUGUGGCUGAUUAAAACCAGGUGACAUGGAGUCUUGAAGUCAGCCAGCCACGGAACCUGUGUAAUUAAUGUGUCCAGAAUUAAAGGAAUGAGGUGGUGACGCUAGGUGGGGCAGACUCCACCGCCUGUUUUGUGUCACCCUGCAGUGGGAGGGGCAGGUUCCUUGUCUCAUGUCACUCUUCUUUCUGUGUCACCCUGCAGUGGGCGGGGCAGGUUCCUAGUUCUAAUGACCCUUGUGCCAGUAUUACCCUGCAGUGGGCGGGGCAGGCUCCUGGUCUCGUAUCACCCGUCUGUCUGUUUCCCCCCGUUGUCUGGGAGGAGCAGACACCUUCGUGCUCUCUCAUAUAGAAUUAUUUUAUUGAUGUCCUAACUGUCACUUUCUGUACAUUUUUAUAAUGUGUAUAUACUGCCUGUUAUCCAUUAUGUAUAUAUCAA
Molecule: messenger RNA, 6063 nt
Organism: Pseudophryne corroboree (corroboree frog)
Lineage: Eukaryota; Metazoa; Chordata; Amphibia; Anura; Myobatrachidae
Gene: BICDL2
Product: BICD family like cargo adaptor 2
Exons: 10
Coding region: 102-1607 (501 amino acids)
Biological process (GO): Golgi to secretory granule transport; vesicle transport along microtubule
Source: RefSeq, a predicted model, not a curated record